AAGGCCUCUAAUAAGGUGUGAGCCCAAAUAUUUUCCACCAAUCGUGAAUGUCUCUUGUCCCAUCACUCUCACCGCCGGCAUAAUCAGAAAUCGGAAAAUCGUUAGUUGGUCCAAGAAAGAAAUAGAUUGUUUAUUGAUGUGUAGAAGCGGAUAACGAUAAUGUCUCUGAGGAUUAAACUGGUGGUGGAUAAGUUUGUGGAGGAGCUAAAGCAAGCUCUUGACGCCGAUAUACAAGAUCGGAUCAUGAAGGAGAGGGAGAUGCAGAGCUAUAUCGAGGAGCGAGAGCGCGAAGUCGCUGAACGAGAAGCCGCUUGGAAAGCUGAGCUCUCUCGCCGCGAGACGGAGAUUGCUAGACAGGAAGCGAGGUUGAAGAUGGAAAGAGAGAAUCUGGAGAAGGAGAAGAGCGUUCUCAUGGGGACGGCGUCGAACCAGGAUAAUCAAGACGGAGCUCUCGAGAUUACUGUGAGUGGUGAGAAGUAUCGGUGCCUGAGAUUCUCCAAGGCCAAGAAAUGAUCACAUUACAGUGUUUCUUGCUUAGGGUUUGUUUGUUUGAUGAUGUAUCUGCUAUAGCUUACAUUUUUGUGGUCCAUUGUACUGUUUGAUGGGUUGCUGGAUCUCUUUACUUAGGGCCUUUCUAGUGGAACACAAAAUGAAGGCGGCUCAAGGUUGGUUUGUAGAUCUUAUGUUCCGUAAAGAUGAAUUCUUUUAUGGUCUUGUUAGAUUUGCUGGACCUGCAGACAAACAUGGUAUAUCUCUCAAGGAAAUAUCUGUGUGCUCUGCCUUCCUUUAGUUUGAACAUUCUUUCUUUGUGAUUAAUCUGAAAUAAACUGAUUGGUUGGGUUGAA
Messenger RNA from Eruca vesicaria subsp. sativa (arugula), 845 nucleotides. NCBI's taxonomy places the organism in Eukaryota, Viridiplantae, Streptophyta, Magnoliopsida, Brassicales, Brassicaceae. The record is from the annotation of a GenBank genome assembly.